This is a messenger RNA of Parnassius apollo (apollo), 489 nucleotides long. NCBI's taxonomy places the organism in Eukaryota, Metazoa, Arthropoda, Insecta, Lepidoptera, Papilionidae. The record is from the annotation of a GenBank genome assembly.
AUGUCAGAUACGAGUACCUACCUAACUAAUCGUAAUGAGCUUACAGAACCUAAUAUUUUAGUAGUGGCAAACCGACGACCGACACUAAAGCUGUUCCGAAACAUCAAUAUCCCGUUGAGUAUCAAGGGAAUAAAAGAAGUGGACAAUCAAGCAGAGAACAAAAUAGUUCAAACGGAACGCGUGAUACUAUCUCCUUUACCGUCUGAAAACAACAAGCUCCUAGAUGCAGAAGAUCCGCUAAACCAGGAAGUACAUGACUAUUGUUCAGAUGACAGCGUUAAGGACCCAAAUUACGUAAAUACUGAUGACUAUUAUUCCGAUUCUGAUCAUAGUGACUUAAAUAGUAAGAAAGAUAGAAUAAGAAACACGGAAGAGGAUGCAAAAAGAGUUGAGGAACAAGUUACAGAACCAGAUACAGAAAAAAAUACAGAAAUGGAUAGAGAACCAGAUAGAGAACAAGAUUUAGAACAAGUUACGAACAAGAAAUAG